Papilio machaon (common yellow swallowtail) is the source of this 2925-nucleotide messenger RNA. Its product is annotated as RE1-silencing transcription factor. The record is from RefSeq and is a predicted model, not a curated record. Bases 107 to 2830 code for a protein of 907 amino acids. Gene Ontology annotation, biological process: regulation of transcription by RNA polymerase II. Gene Ontology annotation, cellular component: nucleus. Gene Ontology annotation, molecular function: RNA polymerase II cis-regulatory region sequence-specific DNA binding; zinc ion binding; DNA-binding transcription factor activity, RNA polymerase II-specific. The transcript is spliced from 24 exons. NCBI's taxonomy places the organism in Eukaryota, Metazoa, Arthropoda, Insecta, Lepidoptera, Papilionidae.
GUAGUGGCGCUGCUAGUAGCUGCCGCUAAUAGCAAGUGAAACAUUUCUGUUGUCGUGACGAGGUUAUGUUUUAUGUGAAAGCAUAGUUUGAGUGAUUUAAUAUAAAAUGGAAAAAAGAAAAGAACAUCUAAGUGCCAUGAAAGUGUGCAGAUUUUGUUUAGCUAAAAAUUCUUCGCUUGGGAGUCUAUAUCGCAGGCAUCCACCAUCUAAGAAAACUGUUGAUCUUCCUUUAAAAAUCCUAUCAUGCGUCUCUAUCGAGGUUUUCCCUUCAGAUAGAAUGCCAAGAUAUAUUUGUAACCAGUGCAAAGUAUUCAUGAACCUUUUUUACACUUACAAACAAAUGGUGCGCCAAGCUGAUGAGAGAAUUCUGAAGUACACACAGAAUGGAAUGCCAUUGGAGUCUGUUCCUUGGCCAACAUCACUUAUCAAAGCCUACCAAAGUUCCACUGAGCAAGAAAUAAAAACUGUGUUGGAAGGUGGUGCUACAGUUCAAAUCAGCACACACAAUAUAUCUGAGAGUGAUGAAGAAGAGGAGGAUGAAAAUGUUUUUAAUGUAAUGGUUGGUGGUGAUGGUUCUGAUGAUGAAUCUAAAGAAGAUACAGCCUGCAUAAAACUUAUCACCGAUAAAAAUAAUGAAGAUAGCCCAAAAAAUGUCAUGAAACGAAAUACUAAAGGAUUUACAAGACCCUUGGAGGAAGAAAAUAAACUGUAUUCAUGCAAACAUUGCUCCAAGAGUUUUACAAAGUCCCAACAUUACACAAGACAUCUUCGUGUAAAGCACCGCGAGAACAUCCGUUCGUCACGAGGGCCAUUCGGCGCCACGGAGCAGUUCAGAUGUGAGCAGUGCGAGGACACAUUCAGCUCGCAGGACGACCUCAUCUACCACUCGGCGAUACACGCCACGCAGAACCUCAUCUGCCCCCUCUGCCAGGAGAAGUUCCACAACGUAGACGCAGUUACCGCACAUAUCAAGUCGCACGUCAAUGGUGUUGAAUUUAUGUGCGACUUCUGCGAGUUGGUAUUUACUACAAAAGAAAAGUUGGAGUGUCACCUGGUGACGGCACAUGAGGAUGAAUUCAAUAACGAGUUAGGACAGGACGAGUCUUCAAUGGAAAUGGACCCAGAAGAAGAGGAUGAUGAUAACAGUAUCAAUGUUAAAGAUGAAGGGGACCAUAUGCUUAUAGAAAUUAAGAAACCCAGUGAAUACAUGCUGCACAACACUACUGCUGAUUCCGAGGAGAAGGGGGAAAACAGUAUUUCAGAGGAAAGCGAAUCCGAGGUAACAUAUACAGAGUUGUCAACAGUGGAUACUUUAGCUAUUAUAAAGAAGGAUUUGAUGCCUAAAGUGUGCGAGAAGCAACCUGCUAGUGUCACCAUCACGAGGGAAUCUAGUAGCGAGCCCGCCUCGCGCUCUGAACACACGCACAAUACACAAGUUGCAUCUGUUGUAAGAAAAAAUUCAGAAAAAGGAAAAGAAGUUCAACCACAAGUUGCAGAUACAGAAAAAAAAGACAAGCCACCGAAAGUUGACAAUGUCAAAGUGAGUGCAACUAACAAAUCCUUGCAGUUAUUGGAAAAGGAAUUGCAAGAAUUGAAACGGACAAAUAAUACAAGAAAUGAAACCAAACCAGCAAUGAAACUAUUAGACUCAACUCGCGGCAAACGCCCCGUAAUUCACACAUCAACACCUAAAUUCAGGCCGUCAGAAGAUAGACGAGUAUCGGCGAUUAUAAAAAUGCCUUCAACAGAGAAGAAAGUACCGGAACGUAGACUCAUCACCAAAGAGAACAAGGAACCCAAAGAGAAGGAGGCGAAGGAAGUUAAAGAAGUCAAGGUCGUUAAUACCAGCGUUAAAGAAGAGACAGACACUAUAGCUACGCCAAAGAGUGUUAUCAAAAAUGGAAACAAUGAAAAAGCCCAGACGGAAGAUGGAGUGGUACGACGAUCAACCAGACCGUCUAAAAUCAAGGACUAUGCUAAAAUGAUACGUGACAGGUCACUUGAUGACGAUGAAGAUGAUACUGAGGACUCUGAUAUUGAAGAGGAGUACAGAGAGAAGACUCCUGAGAGGACGCCAAAACGCAAAACUGUUGUGAAAGGUCCGGCCAAAAUGAUACAAACGACCUUAACGACGACCCCGCAAGGCAAAGUGGUGCAGACGACCGUACAGGCCGGCUCCGCUGCGACCCCCACCGUGGUCGCGACCAUGCCCAGGAAACGCGGACGACCACGCAAGGACGCACAAAAGGAAAUACCAGCAAAAGUGAAAAAGGAUACGACUGAGGAAAACAACACAGCGAAAGCGGUACCAGAUGAACCUGCCGCGAAAGAUACAACAGCUGCAGACGAAAAAGCCAGCACAGAAACUAAAAGCAAUAAUGUAAAGGAAAAUACCAAUAAUGAAACAAAGCCACAAACGACAACCGAGCAACCUCAAAUUCCUGCUAAUUUAUUAGUAUACCCAAUGGGACAGACAUUGAAAAAGGUGCCGGUGAAAUCCUUGCCGCCGGGUGUAAAGCCAAUCCCGCUACCCGCAAACGCUAGACCAUUGGCGGCAAGGGAACUAUGCGAAAUGCAAAUUGGCAAAAAAAUGGUGAAAGUACAGAAAAUUGUGAUGACCAAAGCUGAAGUGGAGGCGAUGGCGAAGAAAGGACUCGUGGAAAUGAAGGACGGCACAAUGGUUCUGAAGCAAGGCAUAAAACUGCCUACAGCCUCCGACCCUGCUGUCAUCAAAUCUACACUAGUUGGUGAGAGAGAUGCCAUAAAAGAAUCUCCUGCGAAAAAAGAAAAGUCGACGCCGAGCAGAUGCGAUCUGAGCGACGAAGCUUAAAACAAUACAUUUAUGUAUUACAUUAUAUACAAAUAUAUAUCCUCAUAGAGAAAAUAUUGCAUGUAAUUAUUGAUAUAUCUAUGAGAUAGUCGUAA